Coffea eugenioides is the source of this 1492-nucleotide messenger RNA. RefSeq names its product calmodulin-binding protein 60 B-like. Gene Ontology annotation, cellular component: nucleus. Gene Ontology annotation, biological process: regulation of salicylic acid biosynthetic process. Bases 164 to 1492 code for a protein of 442 amino acids. The transcript has 8 exons. Gene Ontology annotation, molecular function: DNA-binding transcription factor activity; sequence-specific DNA binding; calmodulin binding. Lineage: Eukaryota; Viridiplantae; Streptophyta; Magnoliopsida; Gentianales; Rubiaceae. The record is from RefSeq and is a predicted model, not a curated record.
CCUUCUUACCACAUAGUCGUCAGAGUAGACUACACCCACUUCACCUAGAAACACCCAGUCGGUCGAAUCCCACCCGAGCUUCAGCUUCAUCCUCGUUCGGACAAAGUAUUAAGUCUUGUAAACUCAUUUCAACUGUCAAUCAGGGUUUGCGGUAUUUGUGGAAAUGCAGACUAGGAAGAGGAUUUUGGAGGGUGAGGAUGACCAACAGCAGGAACGAAAACGGCCUGCUCUGGCUAGUGUCAUUGUGGAAGCUCUAAAGGUGGAUAGUCUUCAGAAACUCUGCUCAUCCUUGGAGCCAAUUCUUCGUAGAGUUGUUAGCGAAGAAGUUGAACGUGCUUUGGCAAAGCUUGGUCCUGCCAAACUCACUGGAAGGUCGUCGUCACCUAAACGAAUUGAAGGGCCAGAUGGAAGAAAUUUACAGCUGCAUUUUAGGUCCAGACUUUCACUGCCUCUCUUUACUGGGGGUAAAGUAGAAGGGGAGCAGGGAGCCGCAAUUCAUGUUGUCUUGAUUGAUACAAAUACAGGGCAUGUUGUCACUUCUGGACCUGAAUCGUCUGUUAAGCUGGAUGUUAUUGUGCUAGAAGGUGAUUUUAACACUGAAGAUGAUGAAAGCUGGACUCAAGAAGAAUUUGAAAGCCAUGUUGUGAAAGAGCGGGAAGGAAAGAGACCAUUGUUGACUGGCGAUCUACAAGUGACACUCAAGGAAGGUGUGGGAACUAUAGGAGAGCUUACCUUCACUGAUAAUUCAAGUUGGAUAAGGAGUAGGAAGUUCAGACUUGGCCUCAAGGUUGCAUCAGGAUAUUGUGAAGGCAUACGAGUUCGUGAAGCAAAGACUGAGGCUUUCACUGUCAAAGAUCACAGAGGGGAAUUGUACAAAAAGCAUUAUCCACCUGCGUUGAAUGAUGAUGUAUGGAGAUUGGAGAAGAUUGGCAAGGAUGGAUCAUUCCAUAAAAGACUAAACAAUGCAGGGAUAUUUUCAGUUGAAGACUUCCUUAGGCUUGUGGUCAGAGACCCUCAGAAGCUGCGAACUAUUCUUGGCAGUGGUAUGUCAAAUAAAAUGUGGGACGCCCUCAUAGAGCAUGCAAAGACUUGUGCCCUAAGUGGGAAGCUUUAUGUAUACUAUUCUGAUGAUUCAAGAAAUGUUGGUGUUGUCUUCAAUAACAUCUAUGAGCUGAGUGGCCUUAUAGCUAGUGAACAGUAUUUUCCAGCAGAUUCACUUUCUGACAGCCAGAAGUUAUAUGUUGAUGGUUUGGUAAAGAAAGCAUAUGACAACUGGAACCUAGUUAUAGAGUAUGAUGGCAAGUCUCUUCUGAACUUCAAGCAAAAUAAGAAAUCAAGUGCAUCCCGGGAUGAACUUCCAGUUGGGCCAGUGGAUUAUCCUAAUGCUUUGGAUAAUCAGCUUUCAGAUCCGCCCCGAUUACCAGUACCAGUUCCAUCUGAGCCAUCUCCAGUGGAUCCAAACAUGCUGAUUGGAGGUAAAGUCAACUUAUAG